Molecule: messenger RNA, 3866 nt
Organism: Xyrauchen texanus (razorback sucker)
Lineage: Eukaryota; Metazoa; Chordata; Actinopteri; Cypriniformes; Catostomidae
Product: RILP-like protein 1
Exons: 8
Coding region: 222-1589 (455 amino acids)
Biological process (GO): cilium assembly
Cellular component (GO): ciliary basal body; cytoplasm
Molecular function (GO): protein dimerization activity
Source: RefSeq, a predicted model, not a curated record
UGUGAAGAAUACAUAAGGGCAGGGAAACCGAACCGCAAUGGUACAAGCCAUAUUUCCUUCCAAUUAGGCCUAAAAAUAACCUAAAAAUGACUUUUACCCUUGACGGAGAGACAUUAGGCCUACUGACUUUUUAAAUGGGAUUUGGCGCAUUCAUUGGCUACUGAAAGGGACUGAGAAAGUUUAGACUGAAACGAACUUCAGGAACAUACAGCCGGACUGUCAUGGAAGAUUUCGGGUCGGCGCUGGAGAAGAACGUGGCGGAUCUGACGGUCAUGGACGUGUAUGACAUCGCCGCAGUGGUGGGCCAGGAGUUCGAGCGUAUUAUCGAUCAGUAUGGAUGCGAGGCUCUGUCCCGGCUCAUGCCCAAAGUGGUCCGGGUGCUGGAGAUACUGGAGGUUCUGGUGAGCCGGAACAGCAUCAGUCCCGAGACUGAGGAGCUGCGACUGGAACUGGACCGGCUCCGACUCGAGCGGAUGGACCGGAUGGAGAAGGAGAAGAAACAUAAAAAGGACCUGGAGUUGGUGGAGGAUGUGUGGAGAGGUGAAGCUCAGGAUUUGUUGUCUCAGAUUGCUCAGCUGCAAGAAGAAAACAAAACGCUGCUCAACAACCUGUCCAUCAAAGAGUGUCCGAUGACAGAAGAGGACAUACAGAAACAGGAAGGUAUGACCGAGAGGGAACGGCAGGUGAUGAAAAAGCUGAAGGAAGUUGUAGAUAGACAGAGGGAUGAGAUCCGUGCCAAAGACCGAGAGCUGACGCUCAAAAAUGAGGACAUUGAAGCACUCCAGCAGCAGUUGAACAGGCUGAUGAAGAUCAACCACGACCUGCGGCAUAAGAUCACGGUGGUAGAGGCUCAGGGGAAAGCUCUGAUCGAGCAGAAGGUGGAGCUGGAGGCGUUCGGUCAGGCACGACAACAGGAACUGGGUAACCUGCGACAGGAAGUGUCUCGUCUUAAAGAACGACUUAAAGAGCAGGGGAAGUCCAGUACUGAGACAGAGGAACCUGCAGGACCGCCAUCACCUGCAAAGUUGACUAAAGCGCCUCCUGCCUGGGGUCAGGAUUUAGCUUCUGAGCUCCUCGUAGGGGGCAUGGAGAUAGAGGAAGGGCCCCUCCAUCUCAUCCCAAGCACAGGGAGCCAAGGAGCCUCUACAGAUGAGAGUGAGGAUGAGAAGGAUGAUGAAGAGGCUGCGUUUUUAUUGGAGGCUCUGUGUGAUGAGGAAAUGUCCGCUAUAGAUUCAAAAGACCCGAAUUGCCCUCGAUUCACCCUGCAGGAACUGCGGGACGUCCUGCAUGAGAGAAAUGAACUAAAAGCUCAAGUAUUUAUGCUGCAAGAGGAAAUCGCGUAUUACAAAAGUGAAGAACAGGAGGAGGAAACAGUCCAGCCCAUGUCCGACCCGUCGCCCACCUUCAGACCAAGCUCCCGGUCCAACUUUCAGCCUGAGUCGGGCAUAAAACGACUGUUUAGCUUCUUUUCCCGAGACAAAACCAGAGGCUCGCAGAGGGUGGCGCAGAUGGGCGAAGGCUUUGGUUCAUGGGCAGGGAAAGAUGACGUGUACACAGAGCAAGCCCAGGAGGCAUUACAACACAUGUAAUGAACACAAACGCUCUACUAAAUGCUUACCUGCACCAUGUGACUAUAUGUCACGAUUACGCUCCCUUUCAUGGUCAACUUUCACAGCACAACAUCUGCAAGCGGACGAGACACGCAGGAACACAGAGGACGGGGCAGUUAAGAGUUACUGAUCUCGCCCCUUAUCUUCACCCAAAGAUACUGCUUGGGAAUCUUUUAUGUGCCUAUUUUGUUAGAUAGACAUUUUGGACAGUUACUGUACAUGGAGAAUGGUGAAAAAUAGAUUUCAGGCAGUAUUGUGAUGGCGUUUUUUAUAGAGAAGAUGCCUUCGAUAGAUAAGAUAAAUAUCUACUUUUAAUUCAAAUUGAAUUAUGAAUGAGACAAUGCCUAGUAACCAUGAAUAUGCAUGUGACUGAAGAAAUAAGUCGAUAAGAUUUUAAUUUUCGAAAACUAUGCCCAAGCCGGAGAGAUAUUAUGAACUUUGGAAUUGCACAAUAGGUUAUUUUGGUGCUCUGAAAUGUUUUUAAAUGAUUCUUAUGGGUUCAAAACAUGUCAAGUUCAUUGACAGCAUCCUUUGCAUGCUGUUAAUUAACACAGAUAAUAAGUUAGACUCAUCCCUCAGUUUAUAAAAAUACAGACAUCGCGUUUACAGUAAUGCACUUACAAUGGAAGUCAAUGGGGCAAGUGCACCAGAGGGGUUAAAAGCAAAAUGAGCACAUCGUAAUUUUGUUAAAGCACUUAUAUUAAUUCCUCCAUGCAAAAAAGGUGUUUUAUUUGAGCUGUAAAGUUGUCUACAUCAUCCUUUCAGAGGUGGGACUACUUUUCUAGGUGCAAGAACAUCUGGUUAUGCAUUACUUACAUAAUUCCUAUGGCUAAAGUUUUCUCUAUGUCAACGGUCCCUUUCUGGUAUUCUUUAGCGUAUUUUGUGAAUGUUAUAGCUGAAAAAGUGGAUAUAAUUCACAGACAAGGGUAGAAAGUGAUUUUAUCACACUUGUCUCAUGUUAACACGUAUAAUGUUUAAGUCUUAUGGCUAUAUUUUUUAAACUGUGUUUUUUAAAGGAAUAUUCCAGGUUCAAUACAAGUUAAGCUCAAUUGACAGCAAUUGUGGCAUAAUGUUGAUAACCACAAUAAUAAUAAUAACAAUAAAAAAAGCUAAAGUUGAGGUUACAGUGAGACACUUACAAUGGAAGUCAAUGGGGCCAAUUUUUGGAGGGUCCAAAAUGCAGAAAUGUGAUGCUAAUAAUGUUAUAAAAGCACUUACUGUACAUUAAUUCUUCUGUUAAAACUUGUGUAUUUUUGAGCUGUUAAGUUGAUUAAAUCGUCUUGUUUGUACGGUCAUUAUAGGGUUUACAGCAUUACGUCAUCAUUGUAACAAAGUUGUAAAAUUGCAUAUAACUUACUUUACACAGAAAAGGUUAGUAAGCGAUUUUAUCACAUUAAAAUUAUGUUAACACAUGUAUUGUUUACUUCUUGCGGCAAUGCUUUUGAAAAUGUGAGUAUUUUGACAUUUACGGAUUGUCCCCAUUGACUUCCAUUGUAAGUGUCUCAAUGCAACCCAGAUAAAGAAAAGGAGGGACGAGUCGAAAUAAAUAUUUGUGGUUAUCAACAUUAUGCCACAAAUGCUGUUGAUUGAGCUUAACUUGUAUUGAACCUGGAAAAUUCCUUUAACAUUUAUCCUGGUGCAAUGCAUUACUCCAUUGACCUCCAUUGUAAGUGCAUUAAUGUAAAUGCAGUUUUACAUACUUCGUACAAGUCCAAAUUAUUCCUGCAGUCCAUAGAGCUUAACAUGUAUCGAACCCCAAACAUUACUUUGAAAAUUGCAUUAAUGCAGAACUAUAUUCAUAAUCCAUAGCUUACUACUGGUAUCUGUCUAAAGUAUCAGUCACAUAUUCAAAUGUCAUUCACCAGCUGUUUGCAUUGCUUGAAUGGUAUUUUCACUGGCAAUAAUAGAACUGAGUACAAGCAUGAAAAUGCUUAACUUUGAUAAAGUGUUUGUUAAGGCAGCUUUGUAAGCUAGAAAUACAUGCCUGUGGGCCUGACUUCAAUUGUUGAACAACUAGUACACCACUCAAUAUGAUGGCAAACUCCAGAAUUGGAAAAAUAAACUAUUUAAGAGUGAAAGAAACUACCACACAAGGGUUUCCAGUAACAUUUCACUGUUAACGGAAAAUGUACUGGAUCCAAUGUAUCACUAUGAAGGAUUAGAUAUAACAACUCAUCUCAUUGUGUAUUAAAAUAUUUUAUACCAUGUAUUGAACUAAAAAUGCUCUUCAUUUCAAACAUGUUGAUAUGCCCAACA